AUGAUUUGUUUAAACAUGUUUUAUGUUGAUAUUUGAGAAUGCUAUAUAGAUAUUUCAGCUACUAGUAUUUAGUUUUAAAAAUAAAAUAUCAAGGAGUUGACAGGGGAAUACUUUAAGAUUACUGUCAUAAGUCACUUGAUGCACGUGCUUUUAAGCGAUGACAAAGAGGACAAAUAAAGUAUUGCAUUCUGAAGAAGCAGAAAGUGAUAAUGAACCGGACACAGCUCUUGGACAUGGCGUGAAAUCUCGUGAUGAGAACGUGAAAUCUCGAGAUGAGAACGAGAUGGCAAGAAAGAAUAAGAUAUCUACCCUAGAUCAGGAUAAUAGUAAAGCAAGGACAAAUGGAAUCCCUGUAGGUCGGAAUACGAACGAGAAUGGUCGACAGGUGCAAAGUUCCAUCUCCCCUCCAACAUUGAAAGACUUGUCUUUAUUUCCAACAAAUGAGUUUGCUACUGAUAUACUGACUGAAUCUCGACCUUCAGAGAUGAUUACUGACAGAGUUCGGAAAAUAUCAAACAAACACAAUAGCUUUCCUGAAAAACUUGGAAAACAUCCGCAGAUCUCCGAAGAGAAAGAAGGUGGAAUGGUUUCUGCACAAAACGAUAUGGAUAAAAAACAAAACAGUUCCAUCUUCAAUCCAGCAUGCGAUGUAUAUACUAUGCCUGAAUCUUUUGAGUCAGCAAAGCGUCUAAAGAGGGUUGGAAAAUUAUCCAGAAUAUAUCGUAGCAUUGCUAACAAACUUGGAUCACUUACAGAGCGAUCAGAGUCAAGGCAGAUAACUCACGUAGUAGAAAAAGAUUCGUCGAGUUCCGAAGAGGACGAAGAAGGUGAUAAUGUAGAAAAGAAACUGGAGAAAAAGAAAGUUGUAAGAUUUGAAGAUGACGAUGACAAUGAACAAACUCCUUCACAAGUGAUAAAUAAUUUAUUCAAACAUAGUUCGGAAGAAACGGUUUUGAAAACAUUUCAUCAAUUGAUACAUAUGGGAGAGAAUUUGAACGAUUUAGAUAAGGAUGAAUCAGGGCGUUCUGUUCUACAUAAAGCAGUAGAGAAGAAUUUUCUAAGCGUGGUGGAGAAGUUUCUAGACUAUGGUUUUGACCCGCUGUCUUAUGAUUCUUCGAUGGAAAUACCACUUCAUAUAGCCAUUAGAAGAAAUUAUGAUGAAAUGGCGGCGCUUAUUGUUAGUAAACUAAACAACUUUGUGGUGCGACGUCUUUUCGGAGAUGGCAAAUCAAAAGUUAGCAAACAUGGUGCUAAAUCAACAGAACAGAAGAGCAACAGCGGACAAAGUGCACACACAAAUAAGUUAAUUGUUUUUGGAACGUUUGAUGAAAACACCGUGAAACCGAUGUUUACAAUAAACGAAUUGAUAGCACGUGGUCUUGAUCAAACAUUGCUGCGAGUUUUGGACAGUUUUCUGGAGGAACAAAGAAAUGGUUUAUACAAGGUUCACAUAAAACUUUUAGAUAUUGAUAAUGCUAGAAAUGAACCAACUGAUAUGAAUUUCGACUUCGAAUAUCACACGGCUUUUCAAGAUAUGGCAACGUGCGACAAAAAAGACGCACUAAAUCACCCUGCCGUACGCACGUAUGUUGAACACAAGUGGGGAAAAUGGUGUCAGACACGUUUUCUAUCCUAUUUCUUCAUGUACUUGUUCAGUUUAUUUUGCUGGACGUAUUCUGCUGUGACAGGAGUUAGCGCCCCUGAUAUUCAAAAUUACGACACGAGGCUUCAACACUCCCGAGCUUUUUUCGAAGUCAUUGCUUACUUGUAUGCUGUUGCAGUAUUAUUCACCGAAAUUCGACAGAUUAUAAGACACGGGCGACAAUAUUUCACUCAGGUAUUCAACUUGUUAGAGUUAACUUCUUCAGUACUGCUGGUGAUGAUUUUGCCACUACGUUAUACUAACGUUAGGGUACAUUGGUAUAUCUUCGCCAUUGGAUAUUGUUUAUGGGCCAUUAGAAUUUUCAAGUAUUCCGUAGUGUUCAGUAUCACAGGUAUAUAUGCAGAGGUUAUCAAACGAAUAAUUGCUCAAGAUUUCGUUCAAUUUGGUAUUCUGUUUGCGGCGGUAAAUCUAAUAUUUUCUGGAACAUUCUUACUGAUUCUCAAAGCAGAUGAUAACUUGGACACAUUCGCUGACACAAGCUCGUUUCAAAGUAUCAUGUAUGUGGGUCUAAGGACGUUAAUAGAAGCUGGACCUAUAGUCGAGUACUCCGGAACUGAAGGAUACAGGACAGCUGGAAUUAUUUUUAUGAUGGUGUACAUGUGUUUCACAAUUGUUGCUUUGCUAAAUAUAUUAAUUGCUCAAGUGAGUGAAACCUACACAAGAACACAUGGCGAUUGUGUGAAGACAGUACGAGCAAAUCGUGCUUGGACUGUUGCACGUGCAGAAAGAAAUGAAUGGCAUAUUCUUCCAAGACAGCCGAACCGGGUAAAACAUUUCAAGCGCAUUAUUAAAGACGUUGAUAUCAAAGCCAUUGAGAAAAAAGAAAAUUCUACUAUUGAAGUUAUAUCGUCGAAAAUUGAGAAAAUUCAAAACAAGCAGAUAAAAGAUGGCCUAGAAGUACAAACAGUGAAAACGAGGCUUCGCAAUAUGACGCAACAUCUUGAAAUGAAAGUUGAUCACCUUUCCCAACAGCUCGAAGAAAUCAAAGAACUCCUUCGGUCCAAAUAGAUUGCAACAUUUAUACAAUUUAUAACUCACUUUGUUUCUUUGUUGUUGUUUCUUUCUGAUAGAAAUGAACAUGUUCAGGUGAUAAUGAUUGUCCUCUUUGAAUCAUAUUUGAAUCGUUAGACAAAUGCUUUUCAUUUUUAGACAAGGCAGUGAGAGAAACCUUUCGUUGUAAAGCAUUGUCACAUCGUAGAGUCCACUUCAAAUAGCUCCCCGGUCGCAUAGCUCUGUUCGAUGAAUAAAGUUUUUGUAACGAGCUGCAUACGAAAAUGAAUAGCAUGCAAAGUCGACCACAGCCCGCCGCUACAUUUACCAGAUUUAUAUCAUAAAAUCAAUGUACUCGACAGAGACUCGUUGUACUUUUCCGGCAACAGGUAUUCAAACAAUGUCAUUGUAUAUUGAACGCCGCAUCUAUAAAUAUAUAUAUGAAGAAUUUUGAUAAAUUCCAUCUUGCAUCAGGCAAGUGUGGAAAAGUAAUAAAUAUGGGUAGGUUACUAGUAUUUAACAUUUAACUGUACAAUACGGGAAUAUAUUUGGACUUGUACACAUUUGGAGAAACCAUCUUGGACGAGCCGCCAGGCAUGUAUAAUGUAGUUUCUAAAGCUUUGUACAAAUAUGUUCCUAUAUUGUACUUGUCAAAUGUUUAAUAACCUGUUUAUUCUAUAUCCAAAUUCGAUAAAGGAAACGCGAUUUAAUUAAUAUUGUUAAGGUUAGAUGUUGCUUGCAAGACGUAUUUAUUAGAAUUUAUUUGGAUUCUUCUGUAGUUAACGGCUUAUAUUUCAUCAUUGACGAAAUGGCCAAAAGCAGAAUAAUUAUAUUGGACGUUAUAACGUCCAAAAUGGAAAUAUAUUGGAUAAGUACGUCAUACAAUUCAUUGAUUUAGAAUAAAAGAAGGUGUUUUAUGGAACAAACCGAACGAUGCCAAUUUUUGGGGUUAGAUUUAUCCUAUUAUAUCAUUUCUAUACAUACAUGCCUUUUAUUGAGAUUAUAUAUUUUACAUAUUGUAUUUUUACAAGUUUUGCUUUUUAAAACUCAUUUGUUCCUUGGAUGUGUUCAAAUAAUGAAUUUAGUGUAUCAUAGUCAUUCCGUAAGAAUACUAUUACUGCUCAAUUUUAUGAUUUGUAAAACAUAUUUUUAAUUUGUCUUAAUUUUAUACUUGGCAUAUUUUCCUACAGUAAAUAAAGUGA
This is a messenger RNA of Ruditapes philippinarum (Manila clam), 3855 nucleotides long. RefSeq lists its product as uncharacterized. The record is from RefSeq and is a predicted model, not a curated record. Lineage: Eukaryota; Metazoa; Mollusca; Bivalvia; Venerida; Veneridae. The coding region runs from base 158 to 2671 and encodes 837 amino acids. Gene Ontology annotation, biological process: calcium ion import across plasma membrane. The transcript has 18 exons. Gene Ontology annotation, molecular function: monoatomic ion channel activity; protein binding. Gene Ontology annotation, cellular component: membrane.